Rotaria sp. Silwood2 is the source of this 624-nucleotide messenger RNA. The record is from the annotation of a GenBank genome assembly. Lineage: Eukaryota; Metazoa; Rotifera; Eurotatoria; Philodinida; Philodinidae.
AUGUAUUCUAGUGUUCUAAUUGACUAUCACAAUAAUCUAUUGAAUUUACUUGAACAAGAAAUGAAUAGUAAUGAUAAUCAUAUAUUUGGAGCUUUGAAAAAUUUAGUUAAUAAUUUAACUUCAAAAGAAGUAUCAAUUUUACAAAUCGUACAUGAUAAUACUGGUAUGAUUACAUUGACUGAUAAUGAUUGUUUAUCUAUUGAACAAUUAUCUUGUGCAACUCUAAUCAAUGAAAAUGAUAAAUAUUUUCAACAAGCAGAUACUAAAUUUAAUUUUGAUUUUAUUUAUUUUCAAUCGUAUAUUAUUCGAACAUAUCUUUUAUUUUGUCGUAUUAAUUAUCGACAUAUUAGUCAAAAUUAUCAAUGUCAUAGAAGACGAACACAAACUAUAACAGAUGGAGAAAUAUUAGAUCUUGAUGAAAAAUAUUCAAUUGAAUUAUCUCAUCAACAAUUAGAAAUCGAUUGGAAUCAUUUGAAAGAUAUGUACUUAGAUAAACUUUAUCAUGGUCAUAAUUUUCUUCGACAAAUAACUAUUAUAUUAAAAAAUUCUCAAGAUGAUUUAUCUCAAAUAAAUCUUUAUGCAUUUGUUCAAUCAUUAGAUAAUGAUAAUAAUUUAUUUGAACAA